Grus americana (Whooping crane) is the source of this 4399-nucleotide messenger RNA. Its product is annotated as scavenger receptor cysteine-rich type 1 protein M130-like. Lineage: Eukaryota; Metazoa; Chordata; Aves; Gruiformes; Gruidae. The transcript has 16 exons. The record is from RefSeq and is a predicted model, not a curated record. Gene Ontology annotation, cellular component: membrane. The coding region runs from base 55 to 3318 and encodes 1087 amino acids.
UUUGGUCUAGGCAGUGCCUAUCAGAUAGUGAAGUUUCAUCUGCACACAAUCAGGAUGGCAACAAAAGGACAUUUUUCUACUCCAGUGCUGUGCCUGCUUCUCCUCUUCAUUCCGGUCUCCCUGGGUGCUGAUGAAUUGAGGCUGUCAAAUGGAACUGGACCCUGCUCUGGGAGAGUGGAAGUAAAACAUGAGGAGCAGUGGGGAACUGUGUGCGAUGGUGACUGGACCAUAGAAGAUGCUGAGGUUGUUUGUAAGCAACUACAAUGUGGAUCUGCUGUUCAGGCCCUUAAUCGAGCUCCUUUUGGAGAAGGAUCUGGACCAACGUGGUUGUAUCGAGUUGACUGUCGUGGUGAUGAAUCCACUCUCUGGAACUGCUCACAUACAGGAUGGGGUUCUUUUACCUGCCCUCAUUACUUUGAUACUGGAGUGAUCUGCUCAGGUUUUUCUGGGCUGCGUUUGAGUGGAGGGGACACUGCCUGCUCUGGACAUCUGGAAGUAAAGCAAGAAGAAACUUGGGCUACGGUCUGUUUUUCACACAUUGAUUUCAAAACUGCCUCUGUUAUAUGUAAUGAGUUAGAGUGUGGCCAGGUUGUGGAAAUCUUGAGAGGAACUCACUUUGGAGACAGACGUGAACUGAUCUGGCAAGAAGAGUUUCGCUGUGUAGGGAAUGAGACUCACCUUGCACACUGUCCCAGGAAGCUGCACCAUAGUAAGACAUGCUUUCAUGAUGCCACUGUUGUAUGUUCAGGCUAUGGUGGCUACAGGCUGGCAAAUGGCAGUACCACAUGUUCAGGGAGAGUAGAGCUUCUUCAUGGAGGCACGUGGGGAACUCUGUGUGACUACCUGUGGGAUCUACCAGCUGCCAAUGCCCUCUGCCAACAGCUGGACUGUGGAGUUGCCCUACUGAUACCAGGUGGACAAUCCUUCGGGAAAGGAAAUGGAUCUGUCUGGAAUGGCACAUUCAGCUGCAAGAAGAAUGGCUCACACCUGAGAGACUGUCCUGUGAGUGUGCUAGGUCUUGAUGAAUGCCCUGCUGGAAAAGAUGCACGUGUGGUAUGUUCAGGGUGCUCAGGGAGCAGGUUGGUGAAUGGCACCACGUGCUCUGGCAGAGUGGAGAUCCGCCAUGGAGACACAUGGGGAAGACUCUGCCGCUCCCACUGGAAUUUGCAAGCUGCCAACGUUCUCUGUCAUCAGCUGAACUGUGGCUACGCAAAGUCAAUCCAGACAGGAGACCGUUUUGUGGAUGGGAAUGGGCCUGUAUGGAGAGAUGCUUUUCACUGUGAAGGGACAGAGUCCUGCCUGUGGGACUGUGGUCAAGUGACUUUGGGCAAUCCAACCUGUUCGGCCAAAGAAGCAGCCACUGUUAUUUGCUCAGGUCUUGCUGAAUCACUCAGACUCUCAGGUGGUGAGAGCCGCUGUGAUGGGCGAGUUGAAAUCUCUCUCAAUGGCAUGUGGAACAGAGUCCUGGAUGAUGACUGGGACAUUAAGGAUGCUCAUGUGGUAUGCAGACAGCUCCAGUGUGGAAUUGCCGAGAAAGCCUAUUACCUUCCAAGGUCUGAGCGAGGCACUGGUCUUGUGGGCUUAAGAAGUGUCCAGUGUGCUGGAAAUGAGACUCAGCUAAUGCUCUGUAAGACCUUCCAUUCUCAGACAGUGCCAACGGGAGUUGCUGAAGAUGUUGGUGUGAUUUGCUCAGGUAGCAGACAGAUCAGGCUGGUGAAUGGAACAAAGCGCUGUGCUGGGAGAGUAGAGCUUUAUCAUGAUGGCGUCUGGGGCACCAUCUGCGAUGAUAAAUGGGAUCUAUCAGAUGCUAAUGUUGUUUGCAAACAGCUGGGAUGUGGACAUGCCAUCAAGGCAUUUGUCUCUGCUCAUUAUGGCCAAGGCUCAGGACAGAUCUGGCUGGAUGAUGUGAACUGCACCGGGGCUGAAUCUGAUCUCUGGGCAUGUCCCUCUAGGGCAUGGGGCCAGCACAACUGCCAACACAAAGAGGAUGCUGGAGUCCUGUGCUCAGAGUUCCUGGCUCUGAGGCUGGUAAAUGGCACUGACUGUGCUGGGCGGCUAGAAGUUUUCUACAAUGGGACAUGGGGGAGCAUUUGCUCCAAUCGUAUGUCUCAACUCACUGCAAUAACUGUAUGCAAACACCUGAACUGUGGAGACGGCGGGGAAAUCGCAAGAGACUUCAAAUAUGGCAGCGGUUCUGGGCCCACAUGGCUGGACCACGUUGAGUGCACUGAGCGGCAUAGCUCUCUCUGGCAAUGUCAGUCAGACCCCUGGAAUCCUCAGUCAUGUGAUAACCGAGCAGAAGAGACGCAUAUUUCUUGCACUGGAAGAAAAGAGGCAACAUCUCCAGCCACAGCUGCUGAGUGUCCAAACUCCACAGGUUGUUCAGACAGGGAGAAGUUACGAGUCAUAGGAGGAGAGGAUGGAUGUUCAGGCAGAGUGGAGAUUUGGCAACACGGUUCUUGGGGAACAGUCUGUGAUGAUUCCUGGGACAUGGCAGAUGCUAAUGUUGUAUGCAGGCAGCUGGGUUGUGGAUCUGCUGUGUCUGCUCUGCAUGAAGCUGCCUUUGGGGAAGGGACUGGUCCCAUCUGGUUGGAGAAGGUGCACUGCAAAGGAACAGAGCUGUCUUUUUGGGACUGUCCUGUCAAUCCCUUGUUCAGCAAAAACUGUGACCAUAAGGAAGAUGCUGCUGUGAAUUGCUCCGGUAUGACAGAAACAACAGCAUCACCCACUAGAGCAGAUCCUCCCCGCCGCCCUGCAACAGACAGUACGAGAAUUUCAAUGCCUGUCAUCCUCUGCGUAAUCCUGGGGGCCCUUCUCUGCCUGGUCCUUGCCAUUCUUGCUGGACAGAUCCGAAGCGCCAGAGCAGGGCAGAGAGGCUCCAGACUAUCCUACGACCCCUUCUCUGAGGCCGUCUAUGAAGAGAUUGACUAUAACCUGAUGAGGGAAAAGCAGGGCAUGACCGGCUUCUCAGAUUCUUAUUCAGAGAGUUCAAAAACAAAGGCACAGUUUUAUAGUAGGGACAGUGAUGAAGAAACUGGUCCUGGAACAACUCAAGAGGUCUCUCCACUGCCUGGAAAUGCCCUGGAAGAUGGUUAUGAUGAUGUGACAGAAGUUCCUGGACCUAAAGAUGCUUCUCUUUCUGGGCAGAAUGAACAGGAAAUCACUGGGAUCCCUGAAGAAAGUGACAGAAACAAGGAUUCACAGACAGACUGGAGUCCUAAUGUGUCAGGAAACAGGACGUCUGAGAUGUCUGAGAGACAUUCACUCCCUGCUCUUGAAGAUACAGGCUAUGAUGACAUUGAAGAGCUGGGACACUGACAGAGACUGCUGAGCUGUACUGACCACUUUCGGAAAUACACCUCUGUUCAUAAAAUGCUAAUCGGGUACUAGUAGAACCAGAACAACCUGCAUUAAGGAUUAGUUUACCUAAGUUUGCUUUAUUUGCAGAGCAGCAAUUAUAUACUUAGAAGGAAAACAAGCAUGACUGUUUAGCAAAUCUUUCUAAUUUCCCUUAUAAUUUCUUGUUGCCAAGACUGCAUGGACACUUUUGCUUUUUACUUCUAAAUAUUUUCAUAGUAAUUUUUUUUCUACUGAGUUAACUUUUCAACUUAUGAUAUUUUCUUAUUAUAAACUGUUUAAAGAUCUCUUCUCAAAUUUAUGCUUCUCCUCACAGAUACACAGGGCAGCUUUCUGGAGAUUAUUAGGAAUAGAGACUAAACUGCAAGAAAAUCAUCAAAGUUCUAUUUCAUCUUUUGGAUAUUCUUUUUUGUCACACAGAAUGCAAGGACUAGAAUUCAUUUUCUAAGUAGUGUUUUGUGAGAUGAGAAACUCAGCAAGAGGUUAUUCUUGUCCUCACUUUAGGUGCAGAUCUGUCAUUUGAAGUAGAUACAAGUGAAUCACGCAUUUCAUUGGAGGGAAAAGCCCCUCUUCUCUUUUCUCCUUCUAUACCAUCAUGAUUUAUUGUCUCCCAAAGUCAUACCAAUUAUACAGUAAGAGAAUGUUUUAUUUCUUUCCACAAAUGGCAAGUGGUGGUCAUACCUAUAGCUGUCUGUCAUGUCAUUUCUUUUAAUCAUAUGAAGGCAGACUGAAAAAGUCUGCAUGCUGAUGGAAUAGAAGGUGAAGUAUUGUCUUGGCUCCUAAUUAAAUUUUUUUCAGGUCCAGGUCCUGAAACAAAAAGCCUCCCUUGCAUUCUGCCAUCUCUCUUGGCCUCCACCUUGGCCAGUAUUAUUUUAGCAGCUCAAGGGCCUGUGUUUCUGAGGAUGCAUGGAUAAAGAUCCUGACCCAAGGGAAAAUACAUAAUUUCUAAAGAGCUUGCACCCUCCUAGGGAACCUUAAAGAUUUUGCCCUUGAAAAACAACACAAAUAUGGACACAUAGGAGGGGUCAGGUCACAGUUUAUG